Molecule: messenger RNA, 874 nt
Organism: Hibiscus syriacus
Lineage: Eukaryota; Viridiplantae; Streptophyta; Magnoliopsida; Malvales; Malvaceae
Product: GATA transcription factor 18-like
Exons: 2
Coding region: 11-691 (226 amino acids)
Biological process (GO): regulation of DNA-templated transcription; flower development
Molecular function (GO): DNA-binding transcription factor activity; sequence-specific DNA binding; zinc ion binding
Source: RefSeq, a predicted model, not a curated record
UAGAGAAAAAAUGAUGCACAGGUGCAGUAGCUCUCAAGGAAACAUGGUUAGACCGUGUUCAUGUGGCUUGUUCCAUGGCCAAAACAACUCCUUCUCGAUGCUGUUUUCCAUGCCGAACCACAAAUCUUACGACGUAACGGGUAACUCUUUCACGUCCUCUUCAUCUUCUUCGGUUGAUUGCACUCUCUCCUUGGGAACCCCUUCGACUCGUCUCUGUGAAGACGACGAUAGGCGUUCACGCCACGACCGCCGCUCCGGUAAUUCAUGCAUGUCGAACUUGUUGCAGAACAAGAACACGCACGGUUAUUCACAGCAAACGACGAAAGCUAGCCGUGGAAGCAACGGGAAUAGCGGUGGCAGCUCGGGCAAUGAUCCUCUCCUCGCCCGUCGUUGUGCUAACUGUGACACAACUUCUACACCGCUUUGGAGGAAUGGUCCAAGAGGUCCAAAGUCACUUUGCAAUGCCUGUGGAAUUCGAUUCAAAAAGGAAGAAAGGAGAUCAUUAGCAGCAAAUGCUCCAAUGGUGGAACAGCAAUAUCACGGACACAACAACGAUUCAUGGGCUUCAAUGCAAUGUUUCUCAUCGACGGUAAAUGAAAUCAAGUUCAUCGAAGAUGGCGAUCCCUUCCUUUCUUGGAGACUCAACAUCACUGAUAGGCCAACAAGCUUUGUUCAUGACUUUACAAGAUGAAAAAAAGAAAAGGAAAGAAAAUUCUCCUCGCCAUUGACGGUCAAGAUCAUGUAACAAUGACCUAAAGGUAUCACAAUGUCGAUGUUGAUGGUGAUUUUGUUUUACGAUGGGGAGAGUGAGAUAUGGUCUUCGUUUCGACUAAUCAAAAUUCUAUUUUCUUUCUUUUAGUUUGUUUGCUUUGUU